AAGGUAAGCUUAGCUUAGCGUCUCAAAUGUUUCCUUUUACUUUUGGGUCAAAAAUUGGAUCGCUAAGUGUUCGUCAAAAUCAGUUUUUAUAAAAAUUCAACACUUGAUCAACGUUUAUUUUGGUUUUAUUAUUAGUAAGCGAUCAUCAUCUUCAUCGUCUGGCAUCAGAACCUCUUCCUUUCUUUCAAUUUCUCUGCUGUUCAAGGUUUUUUUUUCAGUUCAAAAUUUCAAAUGGAUACUCCAUUGCCUCUGGAUAAAUUAUCUUUAGGAUCAAUAACCAAUGGGGACAAGAUAUAUGUUGUGUUAGUAGCUACUGGGAGCUUCAAUCCUCCUACUUUUAUGCAUUUACGGAUGUUUGGCCUCUCAACUAUUCUCUUCUCUCUAUUUUUGUUCUCUUUCGGUGCUGGAAACUUCCUCCAUGAAUGUCGAUACUAUUCCUCCAUGAUCUGAUCUAGCCUUAGAUCAUGGCUGGCAGCAAGAAAACCGGCACUACAUCUGGCGCAGCCGGAGCUUCUUCCCCUCAAACUGGUCCUCCAGAACAGACAGACCUCGUUGACAUCUUCAAAAACUGAGAUCUGCAAGAAGAGCUUUCUUCGAUUUGUAAUCAGCACCUCCUUCAAAUUUGCAUGCUCUGUAUCCUCAACUUCACAGACACUUCCUCCCUUUCCAACUCAAACCAGACUAGGAGCCUUGGCUCGGCAGAUUUGGGUCUUGGCCAACUAACAAGUCUGAUGACUGGCCUGCCUGGGUUGCUCGGCUGGAAAAACCCUUCAGAAACACAUGGAAAACACUGGGUUUGUACGAAUUUAUUCAGAUGACCACCUACCAAACGUCCAUGGAUAGGGUUUUGCUUGGAACUGCCUUACUGUUUUGGUCUGGGUCUUAUAAUUGUUUUCAUUUCCCUUGCGGUGCUAUGUCUGUUACUUUGUUUGACAUUUGUUCUCUUACUGGUCUGCCUUGCAUUGGAGAAGAAAUCACAGCCUUAUUG
Rubroshorea leprosula is the source of this 988-nucleotide messenger RNA. NCBI's taxonomy places the organism in Eukaryota, Viridiplantae, Streptophyta, Magnoliopsida, Malvales, Dipterocarpaceae. The record is from the annotation of a GenBank genome assembly.